AUGGUAAAUUAUAAGCAAAAGCAAAAAUUUGCUGGUAAUCCCGUAAUUUCGUUCAAUCGUCCUUGCAUGACAUCUCUUCCUCACAAGUCUCUCCCUCUAAUUUCCUAUGAGAAAAACAACCAAAUCUUGCAGACAAUGGAACUCCCAACCACUGGAACCCAGAUUUUCACACUCUUCAUCUUCCUCUUCUUUCAACUCUUCCCCUUUAUUCUCACUUCACCAGAUUUGUCUGACAUUAAUCCACCCCAGCAACUCAAAUCUCAACAACUUCAAACUCCAUCUCAGGAACCCAACUCUGAAGAACCUCAAACUCCACCCCAAAAUUCCAACUCUGAAGAACCUCAGAAUCCACCCCAGGAACCAAACCAUAAACUACAUAAUAAUCCACCCCAGAACCCCACGGCUCAACAUUUUCAGCCGAAGAUCCCCCCGAAGCACAACUCUCAACAACCUCAGAAUCCACCCCAGAAAUCAAACUAUAAACAGACUAAUAAUCCACCCCAGAACCCGAAGUCUCAACCGAAGAUCUCCCGGACACCCAACCCUGAAGAACCUCAAACUCCACCUCAGAACUACAACUCUCACCAACCUCAGAAUCCACCCAAGAAACCAAACUAUAAACAAACCAAUAAUCCACCCCAGAACCCGAAGAUCUCCCGAAAGCCCAACUCUGAAGAACCCCAAACUCCAUCCCAGAAAUCCAACUCUCAACAACCUCAGAAUCCACCCCAGAACCCGAAGUCUCAAUAUUUUCAGCCGAAGAUCCCCCGGCUGCUCCCCCAUUUUCGUCAAUCAGAGCAGGAACAAUUCCUCAAUGCCCACAACAAGGCCCGGGCCCACGCCGGUCUUUCCCUUUUCGUCUGGGAUGAAACCUUGGCCUCCUACGCUCGCACGUGGGCCAAGAAACGCUCCUCGGACUGCCGUAUGAAGCAUUCCAACGGACCUUACGGCGAGAACAUCUUCUGGGGAGGCAGAGACCACUGGACCCCCAAGGACGUCGUCAAAUUAUGGGUGAAGGAACACAAGUUUUACAAUCGGAAGACCAAUGCUUGCCAACCAGGGAAACUCUGCGGCCAUUAUACACAGAUUGUAUGGAGCGAUUCGAUCAAAGUAGGAUGUGCCCGAGCCAAAUGUGCAAAUGGUGGCAUCUUUGUUAUUUGCUCCUACGAUCCUCCUGGAAAUUACGCCAAUGAAAACCCAUUUAAGCCGAAUAAUAACAACAACGACACCAAUAACGAUAAUGAAAACAUCAAACAAUAA
Durio zibethinus is the source of this 1260-nucleotide messenger RNA. RefSeq lists its product as uncharacterized. Lineage: Eukaryota; Viridiplantae; Streptophyta; Magnoliopsida; Malvales; Malvaceae. Gene Ontology annotation, cellular component: extracellular region. The record is from RefSeq and is a predicted model, not a curated record.